Molecule: messenger RNA, 2325 nt
Organism: Musa acuminata AAA Group (dessert banana)
Lineage: Eukaryota; Viridiplantae; Streptophyta; Magnoliopsida; Zingiberales; Musaceae
Product: alpha-1,3-arabinosyltransferase XAT3
Exons: 6
Coding region: 171-1871 (566 amino acids)
Molecular function (GO): glycosyltransferase activity
Source: RefSeq, a predicted model, not a curated record
UAGUCCAAAUCGGUGUCCCGAAGUUGGUAGAAGGCAAUGACCGAACUCUUCCGUUUGCCGGAGCCUCAACUCAACCGAAGAAGAGAAGGUGCUGCUGCAGUCUAGGCUGGCAACCACCGCUCCUCUUCGUCGUAAGAGAAGCCUGCUCAUCUUGCCCGGGAACAGAGUUGAUGCCGAUGGGUUCCAAACCGAGGUCGGUUCGGAACGCCAACCAGUCGCGAAGAUUCAGAUUCGUGCUUCUCAUCGUCGGAUGCCUUGUGGUCACCAUGACCUUCUUGGUGGUGUCUAAGCCUCAGACACUCUUUCUUUCCAACAUCGGUCUCGGCCCAUCGUUGCUUCCUCCGCAGUCGGAUCACGAUGCGGUGAAUGGCGAUGACCGUGGGAUACAGGGGAGUCACUCAGCUCCUGUAGGAAAGGAAGAUGCACAAAGUUCUCAGGUAUUAGAAAGCAACAAGGAGAAAGCAGAGGGAGGAGAAAAGAAUGUGAUUGUUGUUGAUUCAACUCCGAAUGAAGAGACGAACAUCCACAAACUACAAGAGACCAAAACCGAGACAGAGGAGAAUGGCAUGAGUAUAACUUCAGAUGAUCCUAGCUCGAAUCAACAAGAGACGCAUGAUAGACUCGCACUGCCAACCAUUUCGAACUACACCAUUAAUGAUCGCACUCAGGGAGAUGGCACGGUUGUUCUUGAGCACUCAGAUGGAGGCGAGCAGAUUCAAACUCCAGAGAGGAAGCCAUUAUGUGAUGAUUCAGACCGACGAACAGAUGUCUGCGAAAUGUAUGGUGAUGUUAGGAUUCCCGGGAACUCCUCAUCUAUCAUAUUCGUGGAAGCAUCGAAAACAGAGCAGAAAGAACUGUGGCAGAUUCAUCCUUAUCCUCGCAAGGGGGACGAGGCUUGCUUUAAAGGUGUCAGAGAACUCGCGGUCGAAGCAGGCAGUGAGGCCCCUCUAUGCACCGUCAACCACGAUGCUCCGGCCAUCGUGUUCUCCACUGGCGGAUAUGCCGGUAGCCUCUUCCAUGACUUCAGCGACCUGCUCGUUCCCCUCUUCCUGACCGCUCGUCCAUUCGACGGAGAGGUUCAGUUCGUGGUGACCGACUUCAAGAACUGGUGGAUCACCAAGUACCUUCCCGUGCUCCAGAAGCUGUCCAAGUAUCCGGCGAUCGACUUCGACAAGGACAAAGAAGUACACUGCUUCAAGCAGGUGAAGGUUGGUCUUCGAGCUCACAAUGAGUUCCACAUCGACCCUGCGAGAGCUCCCAAUGGCUACACCAUGCUCGACUUCACUAAGCUCACGAGGAGCGCCUUCUCGUUGGCGAGAGAAACACUGGUUAACAUCGAAGAUCUUUCCGUCAGGAAGCCGAAGCUGUUGAUCAUUGCGAGGAAGCAGUCACGAGCAUUCACGAACAUCAAUGAGAUAGUUGAAAUGGCAGAGGGGUUGGGUUACGAGGUGGUCGUCGAAGAAGCAGAUCCAGGAUCUGACAUAGCUCGGAUGGCAGGGAUCGUGAACUCCUGCGACGUGAUGAUGGGCGUGCAUGGCUCCGGUCUCACCCAAAUGGUCUUCCUGCCGCUUAGUGCCACCCUAAUACAGAUCGUUCCAUGGGGUGGGUUGGAAGGGAAGGCGAUGCUGGAUUACGGGAACCCUGCCAAGGAAAUGGGGCUCCACUAUGUGCAGUACAGUAUCACCAUCGAUGAGAGCAGCCUGACGGAGCAAUUUCCAAGAGACCACCCUGUGUUCACGGACCCCAUGUCCUUCCACAGUCGCGGGUUUCAGGUGCUGAGGUCUACGUUCAUGGAUAACCAGAAUGUGAAGCUGGAUGUCAACAAGUUCAGAGAUGUUCUAUGGAAAGCACUCGAGCAUCUAAUCCAGUAGCAGCCAUUUGCUCCUCUUCAAGUUCUUUACGUCAGUCAUGUUCAUCUACUCCCCAUUAGCAGAGUGGAGAGCUUCUUCUUCCUCCAGCCAGUUUUUUCUUCAGUCGGUUUUGUCCUACCUCUGGUGAAGGUCGAGAACAGAAGAAGAUGAUUUCUAAUGUGUGCACCUCGCCUGAAUUGGUGUCUCAGAUCAGUUUAACGUACUCGACCAUGAAGAUGAUUUCUACUGCCCAAUUCUUCUGCAAUCAAAUCUCUGAUGAUAUAUAUAGAGGUUAGAAUAAGAGCGUGCAUCUAUAGUCUGUGUGCAGGAGAGUAAGUUAAUUAAAGUUUGAGUUGGCUACAUCUCAUUCUUCCCCGAAUGAUUUCUGUUUUCACUUCGAUGAUGUGAUCAUCCAUAAUUUAAAUAAUCAGAUCAAUUCUAUGGGAGAAAAUAGUGGUUGAUUCACAAAGUUUAA